Penicilliopsis zonata CBS 506.65 is the source of this 1059-nucleotide messenger RNA. RefSeq lists its product as hypothetical. Gene Ontology annotation, molecular function: oxidoreductase activity. The coding region runs from base 1 to 1059 and encodes 352 amino acids. Lineage: Eukaryota; Fungi; Ascomycota; Eurotiomycetes; Eurotiales; Aspergillaceae. The transcript is spliced from 5 exons. The record is from RefSeq and is a predicted model, not a curated record.
AUGACCCCCCUUCAACCCUUUGCUGUCCCUGGUGCGCAAACAGUCCAUAGCCAUGCCUUCCCAUAUGGACUGCAAUACACCGGGGCAGCCUCUGUAGAGGAGGCGGUGCAGGCCUUGACAGAUUUCUCUGCUUCUGGUGAACUGUCCGCAUUGCUGACCCGACACGGGGCGAUCCUCAUCCAUGGAAUUGGGCAUGCCUCGGCCGACACCUUUGCACGUCUGAUCAACGCGGCCGAAAAGACUCGCGGGUCACAGCCGUUUGUCCAGAUCGGACUGGCCGGGAAGCGAAAUGCUAUUGCAGAGAAUAUCUGGACAGCCAACGAGGGACCGUCCGACCGUCGUUUCUACCAACACAAUGAGUAUGGUCGGUACACGCGAUUCCCAUCGAAUAUUCACUUUUACUGCGAAAAGAAAGCAUUGACCGGCGGCGAAUCACCCAUUGCACACAGCGCGCUGGUCUACGAGAGACUGCAAGAAACCGUUCCCGAACUGGUCGAGGCGGUCCGCUCCCACGGUCUGGCAAUGAGACAGGUCUUCCGGGCGCCCGGCAACGAAGGCAAGGGCAACGAGUUCAACUGGGCAGGCGAGCACAGCUUCGGCCAGGAUUUCCACCCGGGCGACGAUCUUGAAACGCAGAAGAAGAAGGUUGAGGUGCAGGUGCGGAGAUUGACCGACUCGUUCCGCUGGUUGGAGGAUGAUACACUUGAACUGACGCAGUUCGUGCCGGGCAUCCGAACCUUUUAUGACAAGCCUGUCUGGUUCAAUGGUCUGGUGGGACGGUAUGGGAUGACCAGAGAUCUGGGAGCCUUGGAGCCGCCUCAUCUGGGUCACGAUGGGAUGACCUAUCUCCCAUCAAGCUAUAGUGAUGGGACUCUCAUCCCGCAGGAGUACCUGGCCCGCAUGGAGGAGGUGGUUGAUGGGUUGGAGAUCAACGUCGCCCUGGACGAGGGCGACCUCUUGCUGGUUGACAACUAUCAGGUGUCCCAUGGCCGUAAGCCGUGGACAGGGGAGCGCCGCAUUCUGGUCAGCAUGUGGGAUAGAGAUGAUCAUGGCCAUUAA